AAAAAACAGGCUCUACACAAAAAUAUAAUAAAUGCAGUAACUAUGGGCCUAAUGAAUUAAUAUGGGAUGUCCCUCGGACAUUUUUGAUAUCGGUGCAAAAUACCGAGCGUCGCACCGCACGUUGAUUUGAAACGUGGCCGUACGUCCUGCGUGUCAGCUCGAUGUUUACGCGCCAGCACGAACCCGGUCUUAAACAGCGCUCCCUUCUCCUGAAUCUACCGAAACUCUCUCAGACGGUCACCAUGGCGGUUCGGGUGGAGGCGUGGCCUCGCAGAGCCACGUGACUCUUUCUCCGGCGAGUCCUCCAGUGUCGCUGGUCGCGUCGCGGUCUGCGUUGAAAGAUGGCCGCGGUGGAGCAGCGCCCGCCGGUGCGGGAGGGAAUUCGGAUCGCGGUGCUGUGUCUGUGCUGGUACACCGUCAGCUCCGGUGGCAACGUGAUCAAUAAAAUCAUCCUCAACAGCUUCCCCUAUCCGGUCACGGUGUCUCUCUUUCAUAUACUCUCCAUCAUCGUGUUUCUCCCGCCGCUGCUGCGAGCCUGGGGCGUCCCGCGAACGGAGUUACCGGCCCGCUACUACCGCUGGUUCAUUCUGCCGCUCGCCUUCGGGAAAUACUUCGCCUCGGUCUCGGCCCAUUUCAGCAUAUGGAAGGUUCCGGUGUCGUACGCGCACACCGUGAAGGCCACCAUGCCCAUCUGGGUGGUUCUGCUGUCACGGAUUAUCAUGAAAGAGAAGCAAACCACGAAGGUUUACGUGUCUCUCAUACCCAUCAUCGGAGGUGUUCUGCUGGCCACCGUCACAGAGUUGUCCUUUGACGUCUCUGGGUUGAUCAGCGCCCUGGCAGCGACGCUCUGCUUCUCUUUGCAGAACAUAUUCUCGAAAAAGGUCUUGCGCGACACGAGGAUUCAUCACCUCCAGUUGCUGAACAUCCUCGGCUUCAAUGCGGUCAUGUUUAUGCUGCCUACGUGGAUUUUGGUGGACCUCUCUUCUUUCCUGAUGGAUGGAGACCUGGCGGAGGUUUCCAACUGGACAGGAACCCUCGUGCUGCUCCUCAUUAGUGGUUUCUGCAACUUUGCGCAAAACAUGAUAGCUUUCAGUGUGCUGAACCUAGUCAGCCCACUCAGUUACGCCGUAGCCAACGCGACAAAGAGGAUCAUGGUCAUCAGUAUAUCCCUGCUGAUGCUCAGGAACCCCGUCAACACCUCCAACAUCAUCGGCAUGAUGACAGCAAUACUAGGCGUCUUCCUCUAUAAUAAGGUGAAAUACGAUUCCAACCAGGAGGCCAAGAAGAAACUGCUGCCAGUUUCAGCGCAGGAUAUGGUUUCGCUCGACAAACCCCAGUCCAACGGCUCCGGGCCCUUCGCUCACAGCUCAGACUUUCAGCACGGCCGGAGCACGGUGCUCACCGACCACUUUCAGUACAGCCGGCAGGCCUACACGGCCAAUUACAGCUCCAAGCAGUACGUGGUGUGAGUCGGACACUUUGGAGGACUGUAAAGACUGGUCUCUGACCCUCCAGCUUCAGAAGAGAUGGGCGAAGAUUUCAAGCGACUGGAAAAGGAAUGUUUACUCACAAAAUCCUACUGCUUUUUUUCACAGGCCUGUUAUUUAUUUCAUCAGAAACCUUUUUUUGGUCGUUAUCCUUUUCAGCUGAUGAGGAAGUUCUCAGCGGUGCGGGCAGGUUAUAAUUUUUUUUUUUUUUUUUUUUUUUUUGCACAGGGUGCAUUUCAGUGCAGUUCAGAAUGUAACACGUCUUCAUCGGACAGACAAGUGGCGAGACCUCUGCCAUAAAACAUACACUGGGUCACUGCAAAUACAAAUGCAUCAGGGUAUUAGUCAAUGUUCUGGUUUUGCCUUUAAUUUGUAAAUAUUUUAUUUAUUUUUAUAGAGGAAGGUGUAUCGGUUGACCGUAUCAUGAGCUGAAAACCUCCUUUUUUUGUUUUUGAAUGUCUAAUAUCUGUGAAGGAAUCUUUUUUUGGGGGUCAUUCGAUCAGACAGGUCACUGUACAGGAUCACUUGAAUCACGGUUGAAUCAUGAUUAUCAUUUUUUGUAUUUUUAUUUUAUUUUUUUUACGGACAUGCAGACGAGGGAAUUAGCAUUAACUUAUAGGUCAGUGGAAUUGAUAUUAAAUGUCUGGGAAGGGAAGACUGGGGUGGGGGGCGGGGGAUGCAGUCUAUUUAUUUAACUUUUUUUGUUUUCUGGAAACCGACGUUCUGUAAGUUUAAAUUUGUCGCAGUCCCUCAAACUGAAGUUCAAUAAAACGUUUGAGGCCAUCGUUUCGGAACAGUUUUUUGUUUUUUGAGAAUGGUCUUGUUAAAAGGUGCAAUAUUCCUUUCGAUCAUGACGUAUUGCUUUCGAUCGUGUUUCAAGCUCUAAAACCUGCAGUUGAAAGAGUUCAGGGGCUGGGAGCCUAUUUUAAAUAUCACUGACCGGUUAUCGUCUCCGUUUGCAAAUUUAUGCCAGUUUUAGCAAAAUGUAUGAGGUGGGGGAUUAGUUUAAUAUUUGUAAGCUAUCUGUUUUUUUUCCCCUCCUCUCUUUCUCCUUUUCUUUUUAAAAAGUGUCUUGCUGCUGGAAAGUUAGACACAUUAAUUUCGGGGCAAAAAGCAUGCACGCGUUUGCAUAACUCUGCAAUGCAUAACUCUCAAGAACUCGGAGUUCUUUUUAAAUAUUUUAAGUGUUACGGAUUUUAAAUAGCAUCAUAUUUCAUAGUGUGUAUUUUGAAAGACUCUGUCUUUAUGUCUCUGUAUAUUGUGAAUUUAUUGGAUCGGUUCAGGCGGAUGAAGUGGUUCAUUUAACUCAUACAGUAGCUUGAGCAGCCAAAAGGCCGUGGGCGUGUUCUCUUCCCUCUGCCUGUUUUUCAUUGGUUGAAGCCGUUUGCUAUCACUUUGGGACAUAGUGUGCAAAUUUGCUUCAGUGCCGUUUUUUUUUUUUUUUCUCCCUGAUUCUCAUCGCGUUUAGGUGACUGGCUGAUGCAGCA
Messenger RNA from Puntigrus tetrazona (Sumatra barb), 2974 nucleotides. RefSeq names its product solute carrier family 35 member E1 (gene slc35e1). NCBI's taxonomy places the organism in Eukaryota, Metazoa, Chordata, Actinopteri, Cypriniformes, Cyprinidae. Gene Ontology annotation, cellular component: Golgi apparatus. The transcript has 6 exons. The coding region runs from base 342 to 1469 and encodes 375 amino acids. The record is from RefSeq and is a predicted model, not a curated record. Gene Ontology annotation, molecular function: antiporter activity.